Messenger RNA from Harpegnathos saltator (Jerdon's jumping ant), 3748 nucleotides. RefSeq names its product Rho GTPase-activating protein conundrum (gene conu). NCBI's taxonomy places the organism in Eukaryota, Metazoa, Arthropoda, Insecta, Hymenoptera, Formicidae. Gene Ontology annotation, cellular component: cytoplasm. The transcript is spliced from 10 exons. Gene Ontology annotation, molecular function: GTPase activator activity. The coding region runs from base 576 to 2510 and encodes 644 amino acids. Gene Ontology annotation, biological process: regulation of small GTPase mediated signal transduction; regulation of actin filament polymerization; signal transduction. The record is from RefSeq and is a predicted model, not a curated record.
CGGCGUGUUUGUGCUCUUGGAUUAGCGACGCGCGUAUUCCACGAGCGAGUGCACGCACGCACACACGCACGCACGCACGCGUGUACGUACAUACGUGUGUUCGCUCGCAUCGUGUGUUUGCCCCCGUCGCCAUUGCCAUCAUUGCUGAUAUUCGUCGCGAUGCGCGUUCGCAUGCAGAAUACAUUAAGACUUCUCGGAAGCAACUAGCCUCGAAAAGUCGCACUUGGCAUUCUCGAGUGACUCUAUAGCGCGCGAGUUCCUCCGUCGUAGAUCAAACAGUUGUUGCUCGCAGGAGUUGUCGCUCGCGACGGGCCGAGAUCCUCUUCCGUUGAGCGGAACUCGCUCCCGGAGCACGAUGAACAGCCGCCUGCUGCACACGUCAUUGAGGCCCACGCGAAGGAAUCCUGUUCACGACGUGCGUACUCCAUUCAUGAAGAGGACGUUGCGGUGUCAUAAGAUAUCAAAGUAGUGGUCACGUAUCCAGAAGUGACAGAAUUCUUAAAUGCUCCCAAUGGCUCUUUAGUUGGUGGAUAUAUACAUAGUACCAAAGAUACAAGAAUAAAGGAAACGGAAACAUGGAUAGAGGGCAUAAUGCUACCUACGCAAGAGAUGAUAACCACCUACUCGAAUACUGGGAGGAGUAUCAGAAGAUGAUAGAGGAAACAAAAAUGUUGGAUGAUUACUUGGAUGAAGAAUGCAGCCCACGAUGUUAUGAUGAGGGGGAAGAAGAAGCAGAAUGGUUACGUGCGGCGGGUUUAGAGCAGUUAACGGAAGCAUGGAAAGCAGGUAGAGAAGUACAACCAGAAGAAUUAGGAGCAGUUUUACGCCCUCUGUCGCGAGCCCAGGCAGAAGCUGUGAAACGUCGCGUAAAAUCGCUUAAUCACACGGUUAAGCAACGUUUCAACCAGCGUCAACGUGUUCGUAAACCAGACAUUCGAGAUGUCUUUAAAGAUGUAGAGGUGUCCAGCACAGGUACACGGUCACGUAGCGCUACUCCCGAUUCGUUAGAUUCAGUUCCAGGUGCUACACCAGAAAAUGCAUCACCUCCUUCACCUCCAACAGUCACGGUGAUUGAUCAUCCUCAUCAAAACGCUGUUGUCCCGAAUUUUGUGUCCAUAUUUCAUCGUACGUCGAAUGAGGGGAAAGCAACAGUUCGUAGGACACCAAGUGCACCACAAACAGUUCUUAAUUCUAUAUCAACGUCCGCUCCAGCACCUGUACCGGUACAAGAAAUUUUCAGGAGGACCGGCAAUUGGUCGAGAGGAGAUGUCGCAAAUGAUUCAGAAGGAAUUCAACUCACUGGCUACCAUAGAUUGGGAACGAUACAUGUUUCCAGGCCGAUUCAAAGGCACAAUAAUGGCGGUCUCAGCGAUAUAGCAAAUACGGCGCGUUUGGACACCGAGUCGGUUAAAAAACUGGCUGUACCAAAGGAAUCGACUCUCCGACGAAGUUCGGGAAGUCAUGCGACAGUGACUCGAAGUCAUAGCAGUUUAUACGGCAUGACUAGGCCGGCGGAUGAGAAUUUAAUAACUCAUCCGUUAAGUCGCACAUCGUCACACGGUCAUCUCAGUUUUGAAGAGAUGUGUAGAACCAAUGAAGUCAAGUCUGACGUGUGGCCUUCCGACAAUCUCGUAACUGACGACGAUUACUCUCGACAAGAGGUAGAACUACUGUCGCAACGAGAUCUCACGAGAUUGCAACCUUUAUUGUGGCUCGAGCUAACAGCUAUUUUUGAUAAAUAUAAUAUACCUCUUACGAGAAGAAAACCUAAUAAACGACGGAGGAAAGCUGGAAAUUUAUUCGGCGUCUCUCUGUCGACGCUACUGCUCAGGGACAGUCAAUUGACGAGCGAGGAGAAUAACAUACCACUAGUGUUCCAAAAGAUUUUUAACGAACUGACGAAACGUGGAGUAAAAGAAGAGGGCAUUCUUCGUGUUGGCGGCCAUAAACAGAAGGUAGAAAUGAUUUGCACGGAAUUAGAGACAGAUUUCUAUUGUAAACCAAAAGAGAUGGAUAAAUUGUUUAAACGAACUCCAUGUCAUGACUUGUCAGCCGUCUUAAAGAGAUUGUUGCGAGACUUGCCGCAACCUCUUCUCACCGUUGAGCUGAUCGACGCCUUUUACCAGAGUCACGGUGUCAAGAGUCCGCAUGAUUUGGUAUACUCUCUCAAUUUACUGACGUUAUUGUUACCUGUUGAGCACCGAUGCACGUUGGAGGCGUUGUUGAAUUUCUUGAAGUUGGUCAUCGAGAAUCAAGUGUGGAACAAGAUGUCGAUACACAACGUAGCGAUGAUAGUGGCACCGUCGCUGUUUCCACCGCGGUAUGUUCAUCCUCGAGACCGUGCUGACCUGACCGCUCAAGUCAAUAUGGCCGCCAUAUGCUGUCAAGUAACAGAAGCUCUGCUCAACAACGUCGACAAGUUGUGGUAUGUACCGACAGAACUUAUAAAUCAAUUGCGCCGGCAAUCCGAGGUAGAGAGAUAUCGUAAAUACAAGAAAAAGUAUUAUUGAUUACAAUUAGAUGACUUAAAAUAUUUAAUCGUAUAUGCGUAUAAUUUUACAUAUAUAACCCUAAGUAACAACGGUGCCUGCCUGCAAAUUAUGAGAUUUGCAGCUUUUCGUUUUGUAGGUUAUAAAUAAGACGUUUAGGUUAAUUAAAAUUAAUUUUUAUUUUUAUUUGAGCGUUAUUUAAGCGAUUAUUUUUUAAUAGUCGUUCAGAGUCAAUAUACCGUACCAUAUUUUUCACCUCAUUUUUAAUAUGCUUAUAAUCGUGUUAUUGCAUAUUGUAUUUACUGCAAGUUUGCACGUAUAUGUGCAAGUAAAUUAACAAUUUAUCCGUCUCGAGGUGCAAUAAUUUAGCAAAAUAGACUUUUCACAUUCUUGUCUAUAUAUUAGAGCAAUUACAUAUAAUUUAUACAAGAACAAUUUUCCGUUUAAUACAGACUAAAAGAAAAUUAUUUCUGUCCGGAUUUUACGUAAUGACAAAUAUUAAUCUGCAUAUUACGAUUGCGCAAUAAGAAGUAACAAUUCGUAUAAAAUAAUUUAAUAUGUUAAGUUUUUCGAUCGGGUGCUAUUCGGGUACCUUUCUCAGUUUAUUUUUUAAUCAGUAAUAUUUAUUUACAUAUGUUUAUCGAUAUGCUGUAUAAGAUAUGCUACUGUUAAUUUCGUACUUUACAUAAUCUUUUACAUCUUUACAUAAUCUUUACUUUACAUAAUUGUAUAAUACAAUACGAGUGGCAUUUCAGAUAGUAGUUGGUUUUAAGUUUCAUAAUUUAUUUUAUUAUUGUUAAUAACAAUUAUAGAACCUCAUUAGGUUGAUUAUAGUUUCAUUGAUCGUUACUCUUGUGUGUUUGAAAGUUCUCUUUUUAUUUUGAUUAACUUGUAGGACAGUUUAACAAACAUAGUCAUCAGGAAUAAUAUCUCGAUUAAUUUUGAAGUGGCCAUUAUGGAGUCAAAUUUGUCGUUAUAAUCACGGAAAUUCUGGUUGUUGUUUAUUUAUGUGAUUCUGAUUUUUGAUAUAUAAUCACGUCAGCUAUAUGUUUUCUUAUGAAAUCAAGUAAAACAGGAUUCCAAUAGGUUGACGUUUAUCUAAGAUCUCCAAUGGUGCGCGUCUCUAUCAUCGUGACAUAUUGUUUUCACAGGAAUUUUAGCGUGUCAUCUCAUCGUUUCAUACGCCAUAUUAUCUUAAGACAUUGUAUAUACCAUCUCGUAAGUUGUUAUUUGCGUUAAUAAAGUGCCAAAGAAAAUGA